AUGGUCCCUGCCUGGCUGUGGCUGCUUUGCCUCUCCGUUGCCCAGGUUCUCCCAGAGGCUCAACCUGCAGAACUGUAUGUGGAAGUCCCAGAAAACUAUGGCGGAAAUUUCCCUUUGUACCUGAUCAAGCUGCCACUACCCCCUGAGGAGACUGAGGGUAAGAUUGUGCUGUCAGGAAGCCCAGGCAUGACAGCUGAGGGCCCCUUUGCUGUGGAUGCAGAGUCUGGCUUCUUGCUGGUGACCAGGGUCCUGGAUCGAGAGGAGCAGGCAGAGUACCGGCUACAAGUCACCCUGGAGACUAAGGAUGGACAUGUCUUGUGGGGCCCACAGCCUGUGCUUGUGCAUGUGAAGGAUGAGAAUGACCAGGUGCCCCACUUCUCUCAGUCCAUCUACAGAGUUCAGCUGAGCCAGGGCACCAGGCCUGGCAUCCCCUUCCUUUUCCUUGAGGCUUCAGAUGAGGAUGAGCCAGGCACAGCCAACUCAGAUCUCCGAUUCUACAUCUUGAACCAGGCCCCAGCCCGACCUUCCCCAGACAUGUUCCAGCUGGAGCCUCGGCUGGGGGCUCUGGCCCUCAGUCCUGAGGGAAACACCAGCCUAGACCAGGAUAUGGAAGGGCACUAUCAGCUAUUGGUGCAGGUCAAGGACAUGGGUGACCAGGCUUCGGGCUACCAGGCCACAGCCACCGUAGAUGUCUCCAUGGUAGAGAACACCUGGGUGCCCCUAGAUGCUGUCCACCUGGCAGAGAAUCUCAAAGUCCCAUACCCACACCACAUUGCCCAGGUACACUGGAGUGGGGGAGAUGUACAUUAUCAUCUGGAGAGCCAGCCCCCUGGGCCCUUUGAUGUGGAUGCAGAGGGGACACUCUAUGUGACCAAGGAGCUAGACCGAGAAGCCCAGGCUGAGUACCUGCUCCAGGUGCAGGCUCAGAAUACCCGUGGUGAGGACUACACAGAACCUCUGGAGCUGCAUGUGGUAGUGAUGGAUGAGAAUGACAAUGCACCUGUCUGCCCCCUUCGUGGUUCCCCAGUCAGCGUUCCUGAGCUCAGCCCUCCAGGCACUGAGGUGACUAGGCUGUUGGCAGAGGACCUGGAUGCCCCCGGUUCACCAAAUUCCCACAUUGUGUAUCGGCUGCUGAGCCCUGAGCCUGAGGAGGGAGCAGAGGGAAGAGCCUUCAAACUGGAUUCCACCUCAGGCAGUGUGACAGUCGGGGAUGCCCCCCUCCAAGCUGGCCAGAGCAUCUUGCUUCAGGUGAUGGCUGCUGACCUAGGAGGAGCAGAGGGUGGCCUUAGCAGCACAUGUGAGGUCACUGUCACAAUCACCGACAUCAAUGACCAUGCCCCCGAGUUCACCAAUUCCCAGAUUGAGCCUAUAAACCUCCCCGAGGAUGCAGAGCCUGGGACUCUGGUGGCCACACUCACAGCCACUGAUGCUGACCUUGAGCCUGCCUUCCGCCUCAUGGACUUUGCCAUUGAGGUGGGAGAUGUGGAGGGGACCUUUGGCCUGGAUUGGGAGCCAGGCUCCAGUCACGUCCAACUUCGACUGCUCAAGAACCUCAGCUAUGAGGCAGCUUCAAGCCACGAGUUGGUGAUAGUGGUUCGGAGCAUGGCAGAGUUGGUAGGGCCGGGCCCAGGCCCUGGAGCCACAGCCACAGUGACGAUUCUUGUGGAAAGGGUGGUGCCACCCCCCAAGUUGGACCAGGAGAGCUACGAGGCCAGUGUCCCAGUCAGCACCCCAGCUGGCUCCCUCCUGCUGACCAUCCAACCCUCAGACCCCAUGAGCAGUCCCCUCAGGUUCUCCCUGGUCAAUGACUCAGAGGGCUGGCUCUGUAUCAAGGAGGUCUCUGGGGAGGUGCGCACCGCCCGGCCCCUGCAAGGCGCCCAGCCUGGGGACGUGUAUACAGUGCUCGUGGAGGCCCAGUAUGAAGAUGAGCCUACUCUGAGUGUCUCUGCAACACUUGUGAUCCACUUUCUGAAGGCCCCUUCUGCCCGGGCCCCAACUCUGAACCCCGUGCCCACCCGACACCUCUGCACACCCCGCCAGGACCAUGGUGUGGUUAUCAGUGGACCCAGUGAGGACGUUGACAUGGCUGGUGGACAUGGUCCCUACAGCUUCACCCUUGGUCCCAAUCCUACGGUGCAGCGGGAUUGGCACCUCCAGGCUCUCAACGGUUCCCAUGCCUACCUCACCCUGGCCCUGCAUUGGGUAGAGCCACGGGAGCACGUAGUACCCAUAGUUGUCAGCCAAGAUGCCCGGAUGUGGCAGCUCCUGAUCCGAGUGAUCGUGUGUCGCUGCAAUGUGGAGGGGCAGUGCAUGCGCAAGGUGGGCCGCAUGAAGGGCAUGCCCACGAAGCUGUCAGCAGUGGGCAUCCUCGUGGGCACCUUGAUGGCGAUAGGCAUCUUCCUCAUCCUCAUCUUCACUCACUUGACCCUGGCAAGGAAGAAGGACCUAGAUCAGCCAGUGGACAGCGUGCCCCUGAAGGCAGUGGUUUGAAUGGUCUGGGCAGCCCCAGUUGGGAGCUUGGCCUCUCCAUCUGAGUCCUCUGGGAGGGGCCCAGGACUGCUGAUCAACAGGGGCUAGGACAGUGUAGAGAAGCCCCUUCACCGCCCUGGAGUGGAGGCAACAUCACCACAGAAGUCUGUAGACCCUGACCACUGACUUUAUGGGCUGCUCAUGCAAGUGCUCCAAACGGUGGCACAUCUGUCCAAUAAUAAAGCCUCAGAGAGCAGGGCAUGUGCU
Molecule: messenger RNA, 2736 nt
Organism: Hyaena hyaena (striped hyena)
Lineage: Eukaryota; Metazoa; Chordata; Mammalia; Carnivora; Hyaenidae
Gene: CDH16
Product: cadherin 16
Exons: 17
Coding region: 1-2490 (829 amino acids)
Biological process (GO): cell morphogenesis; adherens junction organization; calcium-dependent cell-cell adhesion
Cellular component (GO): plasma membrane; adherens junction; catenin complex
Molecular function (GO): calcium ion binding; cadherin binding
Source: RefSeq, a predicted model, not a curated record